AUGAAGAAACAUUUGGCAUUUUUGAAUGAUUUGAAACUCACACACAAGAAUAAAGAAAAGAUUGGAUUAUUUCUAAAUACAUAUAAACUUGUUGAUGAAUCAUUGUAUAAAGAUAGAGGUGAAGUUCAGGAUCAAUUUGACUGUGUUGAUAUCGAGUUGAGAGAAUUAGAGUUAAAGAAUUCAACAAUUGAAAAAAAUACUAGGUUUACUGCAUUUUGUAUUUUGAUUGAUGAUGACAAAAAUGUAUGGAUGAAUCUUAGUGAUAACGAAUAUUGGGUCCCAGGUGGUUAUUUAAGAAUGAAAUCUGAUGGGACAUAUAAGAAAUUUGAGGAAUGUGUUAUCCGCUAG
This is a messenger RNA of Acaulospora morrowiae, 348 nucleotides long. NCBI's taxonomy places the organism in Eukaryota, Fungi, Glomeromycota, Glomeromycetes, Diversisporales, Acaulosporaceae. The record is from the annotation of a GenBank genome assembly.